Molecule: messenger RNA, 462 nt
Organism: Fraxinus pennsylvanica
Lineage: Eukaryota; Viridiplantae; Streptophyta; Magnoliopsida; Lamiales; Oleaceae
Source: the annotation of a GenBank genome assembly
AUGUGCGAUUCUCUCCCCGGCGAUGUGCGAUUUGCAGUCGCCCGAUUUACGCAUCACCACUUUCGCAGGGUUUUGUUGAUUCUUUGGUGGGGGUGGAGAUGGUGGUGGGGUGUGUGUGUGUUGCGCGUGUGCUGUUGGGGGGUUGGCGAUGGCUGGAGGCGGUUUUGUGGAUUCUUUGGUGGGGACGGUGUAAACGGAUGCGGUGUAGAUGCUGGCGACGGGAAAUCUGGUGUUACAAUGGCGACUAGGACUGCUAUGAGAUAUGUAUCUCGCAGGCUCUCAAGCAGUGGCCGAGUACUGAGUGAGGAGGAAAAAGCUGCAGAAAAUGUCUACAUCAAGGUAGAGCUGAAUUUUGACACAAGACUAGUUAUUUUCAUUCAACAGAGCUGCGGCAAUUGCUGCAUGUUUGGUUGCAUUUGCAACAUCUUAUUCAUGAUGAUUAACCCUCCCCCUUCCCCCUGA